Messenger RNA from Ostrea edulis (European flat oyster), 1043 nucleotides. RefSeq names its product methyltransferase-like 26. The record is from RefSeq and is a predicted model, not a curated record. The coding region runs from base 137 to 820 and encodes 227 amino acids. NCBI's taxonomy places the organism in Eukaryota, Metazoa, Mollusca, Bivalvia, Ostreida, Ostreidae. The transcript has 7 exons.
CAUCCUGCAUAACGUUUGCUGUAUUCUGCGCGAAAAGGUGCGCACAAGGUCAAACCAGGGCGAUAGAGGUGGGCUGAGAAGACAAGCGAAAGGAGGAAGAGUGAAACAUUCAAAUUGUUUGAGCUGAUGACAUGAUAUGCGUUGUCCUCUGAGACUCUUUACUACCACCAUCCGUAAAGUCCGAUUAGACAAUUCAGACAACAUGCUGCAAUCUCCAUCAGCAGAAAGAAACAAGGAGCCUAUGCUAAAUGUUUUAAAGGACCACUUGGCAGUGGAUAAAAAGGGACAGGUCCUGGAAAUCGCCUCUGGUUCUGGGACACAAAUUGCCCUAUUUGCUGAAAAUUUUCCUUUGAUGACAUGGCAGCCCAGUGAAAUUGAUACAAGGUGUUUAGAAAGUAUUUCUGCCUAUAAAAAUCAUUUUGGACUGCUAAAUCUAAAUGAACCUAUUUCAAUUGAUGUCACAACUCCUGUUCAAUCUUGGAAUGAAGGAAAAUUCCAGAUCGAUUCAAUGGACGCUGUGGUUAACAUGAACAUGAUUCACAUAUCACCCUGGGAGACUGCAGUAGGUUUAUUUAAAGGUUGUGGAACUCUGUUGAAAUCUGGUGGUUUGCUUUUUUUGUAUGGGCCUUUUGCAGUCCAUGGUAAACUGACUCCAGAAAGCAAUGUUUCAUUUCAUGCAUCCCUCAGGCAAAGAGACAGCAGCUGGGGAAUAAGAGAUGUUGAUGAUGUGGAAAAACUUGCAAACCAGAAUGGAAUGUCUCUAAUGAAAACAGUCAGUAUGCCAGCAAAUAAUAAAACUUUAAUCUUCAAGAAAUCCUAGAGAAUAUUAUACAUCCUCAAAGCACACUCAACAACAGCCAGUCUGAUUUCUUAUGAGAUUUAUUAGAAUCAAAUGUAUCAUAUUGCUACUUCUGCAAAAUUUCAUGUACAUGUAGAGAAUCUGAAUAAAAAUAUUCCCAGUUCAAUUAAACUUUGUCUAUCCACCUUCUGUUUUUAUAACUGUCUUAAAUAAACAGGAAAUAAAAUUGCUUUCAACUUUCAAA